This is a messenger RNA of Periconia digitata, 3732 nucleotides long. The record is from the annotation of a GenBank genome assembly. Lineage: Eukaryota; Fungi; Ascomycota; Dothideomycetes; Pleosporales; Periconiaceae.
AGCACCAUGGCCGAACAGCACCAGCAGCAACAUGCCCCCGGAGGCCACUAUUCAGGUCAUAAUCCUGUCCCUACCGUGAAGAAGUUCAUCGAGAACCUGGACAAGGACAAGGUCGAUAGAGAUCGCAGAAUUGAUCAGCAGGCCAAGACGAAUAAGACUAAAGAUCCAAAUGCUAUUCCUGCGUCGUUAGCAACUGCCAAUGGCGAGGCCGUGCCCCACAGACCGCAAAAAGCGGGCAUUGAAGGUACUCAGAAAUCCGUCACGGAUCCUACUACUGGGAAGCAAGUCGUCAUUGAGGAUGUCGGCGCAUCCAUGCUGGACCAGGUCGAGAAUCCUACACUUUCCGUACCCAAUGCCAAUCUCGACAAAGAAACGCCUGUCAAAACAGAUCCAAGCCAACCGCUGGACGAAUACAAAUACAAUCAGGACAUCACAGCUCCACCUGACCCCGUCGCCGAAGGUACUACCUCAGACGUUCCAAUCCAUGGAGAAAAGACGAAUAUCCUCUUUCAUCCAACCCCGAGCGUUAGUUACGAACCAAUGUUCGAGACCCUGGAGAAGAGAGGCACCUUUUUGUCUGCAGCUAUCUUUGUGGCGACAGUCAUUGUAGGAAAAAUGUUUGGGGGUGCUCUCAAGGGGCUCAUACCAUUGGCCAUGUGUUUGUCCUCCGGUGUCUUUCUAUGGGUGAAAGAGGUCAUCAGGAGCGGUCGCGAGGUUGAAUGGCAUAGCGAAAAAACCAGGGGUCAACUGGCGACCGCCAAUCUGCUUCCAGAAUCCGUCGAGUGGAUGAAUACCCUGUUGUCGAUCGUCUGGGGUCUGGUCAAUCCUGACAUGUUUCAGGGUGUGGCCGACACUCUCGAAGAUGUUAUGCAGGCUUCUGUCCCUGGUAUCAUCGAGAACGUACGCGUUGCGGAAAUCAACCAGGGUUCCAAUCCUCUUCGUAUUCUCAGCUUACGGGCCCUACCUGAUGACCACAUGAAGGAGAUGAAGGACUCUAUUCAUGAGAAUAACAAGAAAACCAAGGACCCACAGGAAGCCGCUGCGGACGAAGAGGGAGGCGACUACUACAAUCUUGAAGUCUCUUUUGCUUAUCACGCAAAGCCGAGUGGAAAGCGAGCAUCUGACAAAGCGCGCAACAUGCACAUGCAGUUGGUUUUCUAUCUAGGCGUCAAAGGUCUCUUCGGCGUCCCCCUCCCCAUCUUUGUCGAACUUCAAGGUCUCGUUGGGACUGUCCGACUACGACUGAAUAUGACACCCGAAGCACCCUUCUUGAAGAAUCUGACCUUUACUUUGAUGGGCACUCCCCAGGUAGAAGCCGGUUGCAUUCCCAUGUUGGAGAAGGGCCCCAACAUUUUGAAUUUGCCUCUGAUCAGCAACUUCGUCAACUAUGCUAUCAAGGCUGCAGCAAGCAUGUAUGUUGCUCCUAAAUCCAUGUCUAUUGACAUGCGGGCUAUUCUUCAAGGAGACGGUAUCCAGAAGGAUGUUGAGGCUCUCGGUGUCCUGUGGAUCCGUAUCCAUCGCGCAAAGGGCCUCAGCAAGCAAGACCGUCGUGGUUCAGAGCACGGUGGAAGCGACCCUUACAUCACGCUAGCCUUCAGUAAAUACGGCAAGCCGAUGUAUUGUACCCGUGUUAUCACCGAUGAUCUGAAUCCCAUCUGGGAGGAAACUGCUGCACUACUUGUUACUCCGGAGUUGAUCAAAGCCGACGAAAACCUCAGCGUGGAGUUGUGGGAUUCUGAUCGACACACAGCCGAUGAUAUUGUAGGCAAGAUUGAGCUCUCGAUGCAGAAGAUGAUUCAACACCCCGGAAAGAUGUAUCCCCAGGUCUCUAAAUUGGCUGGUAUGGAUGCUGAUAGUGAGAUGCCGGGAGAGUUGCACUGGGAAGUCGGCUUCUUCGGAAAACCUCAAUUCCGCCCGGCUUUGAGGACCGACGGUAAGAAUCGCGCAUUGCCCGACGAACUCAAGGACAACCCGAAAUUGCAGGAUGAGAAGGGCGUCAUUAACAGUGAAGAGGAUGAUGCAGUAAUGCACACCCCCCCGGAUCCCUUGUGGCCAAGUGGGAUCUGCAGUAUCAUCGUCCACCAAAUUGUCAAUCUCGAGCUCGACAACGUCAAAGGCACUUCCGGUUCCCGGAAAGGCCGCGAGUUUGAGCCUGCAAAACCAUAUGGUGAAGCCACCGAGGAGGUUGGGGGUCAACUUCCAACAAGUUAUUGUACUAUUUUGUACAAUGAUGAGCUGGUCUACAAGACUCGCUCCAAAGCUGUGUCAUCGCAACCCAUCUUCAAUGCUGGUACGGAGCGAUUUCUUCGGGACUGGAGAUCGGGUAUUAUCACUGUCACUGUGCGAGACCAGCGUAAUCGUGAACACGAUCCCAUUCUAGGCGUCGUCCCACUCAAGCUUUCCGAUAUUUUGGAAACCUCCUCUCAAGUCACUCGUUGGUAUCCACUGGACGGUGGUAUCGGCUUUGGUCGUAUCCGAAUCUCUCUUCUUUUCCGUAGCAUCGAGACUCGUUUACCCCCACAAAUGCUUGGAUGGGAUGUCGGUACAUUUGAGUUCCGAUCGGAUCGCGUCCUUGCUGUAGGCUACAACCACCACCCUAAAAUCAAACUCAGGACCGGAGGAAGUACUGGAAAACUGGGUCGUUCUGCAGCAUACAAGCUUGCAGAAGGCGACGGAUAUUACUGGGACUUGAAGGAAAACAACGGCAAGAACAACGUCAGUCUGCCGGUCAAGUACCGUUACAGGUCUCCCAUCGUUUUCGAGUUCCACAUUCAGAAUAAGCGAAAGGCCGACGCAUAUGCAGUUGUUUGGCUACAGCACUUCAUUGACAACGAGGACGCGGAUAUCAACAUACCCAUCUGGACCACCAAGAACCCGGCCCGUCUUACCCAAAACUACAUUACCGAGGAUAACUGCCACAACGAGGUUGCUUUGGAAGACUUGAAGGAAGUUGGACGCCUGCAGUUCCGUGCGCGAUUCAAAGCUGGCACUGACGCGUCGCAUCAUGCAUUCAUUCACAACAACGAGACCCGCGAGACAUUUGAGACAUGGGAGGCGUGUAUGACUGAAGGCGUGCGUACCCACAAAGUCGAUAAGGAGCUGCCGGAGCGCGUUCAACAGCUACACGAGGAAAGCCUGACCCAGGGACGCGACAUUCUCAAGACAGCUGACGAAGAGGAAAAGAAAAAAUGGCUUGCCAAAGACGGAGCUGACUGGAGCGGCGCAUUUGGCCACGAUCCAAAGGCCUACAUGGAUACCAAAGGUCGCAAGCGCAGAGAACCCGGUGUCGAGGCACCACUGCACGAUCCCUUCCAUCCAUCCGAUGACGAAGACAAUGACGAUGAUGAGAAUGACACGGACUCGGAGUCUUCAUCCGACUUAGGCAUCAAAGAUGCAGAGACUGAUCAAAAUACGAAGGAAAAUAAUGGUAGUCUCAAGCAUCAACCUACCGAUCUGUCCCCCAGCGCGCCCCGCACAUCGCAAAGUACUGCACGGACGCACGGAACCACGGAUACAGAUGCCACUUCCUCGUCGACCAGCAGUAAAGACAUCAAUCGGCAGAACAAACGCGCCGAGGAGCGCAAACAGAGGGGUAUGAUGCAGUGGAAGCCAGCUAGAAAUGCACGCUUUGCCAAAGAUCAAGCUCAGCUUGGACUCAAGAAGUUGAAGAAGGUGGUGACCGGUAACAUGGAAGGAAGGCAGCCUGGUGUUGAGACUGAAACCGGCGCAUAG